Molecule: messenger RNA, 1200 nt
Organism: Kalmanozyma brasiliensis GHG001
Lineage: Eukaryota; Fungi; Basidiomycota; Ustilaginomycetes; Ustilaginales
Product: Nicotinamide N-methyltransferase-like protein
Exons: 1
Coding region: 1-1200 (399 amino acids)
Biological process (GO): peptidyl-lysine methylation
Cellular component (GO): cytoplasm
Molecular function (GO): protein-lysine N-methyltransferase activity
Source: RefSeq, a predicted model, not a curated record
AUGGACGCUGCUGAUCGUAGCGGAGAUCCCAACUUUCCUCACGGUCUUCGAAUCCAUCCAAGCAGCUCGCAAAGGCAUUCCGAACCCGACAGUGGUCCGACAAAAGCUGCUCAGGACCGACAUUCCGGGCCAGAGACAGAUGGAGAAGCUUCAAGUUCGGCCCAGACAGCCUCGUGGGAGCAAGACACGGUCGAGGACAUCCAAGCAUUCGGCAUAGCAGGAAGAAUCUGGGAAGCUGCGUAUCUGCUUGCACGAUAUCUUCGCCCAGCCCAACAGGUGCCUGGCGAGCUCGAGUUCGACCCGCCUUGCUCCCUCUUCAACACGACCAGUGACGAACCCUUGACAAUCGUCGAGCUUGGAUCCGGGGCUGGAUACGGCUCCUUGCAUCUUGCACGACAGCUUCAGCAACAUGCCACGGAAACCGGCAGCAAGUCUUCGAAGGCGACACUCGUGCUGACGGAUCUGGAAAACGUCGUACCUCUGAUGGAACGAAACGUAGCCCGAGCCGGAUACAAACAAGCCACGGAGCUCUUGGACGUACGCGUACGCAGCUUGGCCUGGGGCAACGACGCUCAUGCUGAAUCGCUCAUCUCGGAGCUGCAAUCGCUCGCAUCCAACGACGUCAAGGCGGCUGAAGCAAAUCCAAUCUCACACAUCCUGUGUUCUGAUCUGGUCUACUUUCCCGAACUUUUGCCGCUACUGCUGAGGUCCAUCAUAUCGCUCUCCUCGUACGGGUCCGCCGCGAGGUCAAGAUACCCUUCAAACAGCUCGGGACCAGAGCUCAUCAUCUCAUACAAGAUUCGCUCCUUGAUCAAAGAGCAGCCUUUCUGGUUUGCUCUCGAUUCUUGGUUCGACUUUCAGGCUGUCGACUGCCGGUCGAUCCCUCGAACAAACGGCCCCACCACAGCACAGGACGCAGAAGAAAGGACGGAAUCGGAUUGUCAUCGCUUCGGUUCGGAGGGUCAAGACUAUGGCGCACCAGCAACUUCGGAUCAAGAGCUGUUCGUUUUCGUGGGACAUCGAAGAAGGGACACGAUCGGAUGUCUAGCGCCGGAGAGCGAUAGCGAGCUCAUGCAGGGCAAGCGUCUGAGGCCUCGUCAGGGUCCAGACGGAGUGACUGUUAUGACCAUAGAAGCCUCGUCGGGACAAGACUACUUCGAGUGGCUGCUACUAUCCAACAUGGGAGCGGGCUUGGAUUGA